GUACGUCGGUGUCUGAAACGGGAGCAGAUUCGGUAGCUCAGACAGCUGAGACACUGCGAGUUUCCCCGUGAGACUCGGGUCCUGAGAACCUGUGACGGGGCCUCUACCGCGUCCGAUGUCGCCGUCUCUUCCCGGGUCCCCACCAGCCUGCGGGCGGUGGGCGUGCGGCCUGCGGCGCUCAUCCGGGGUCGCAGGUCCGGUGGUCCAUGGGCCGGGGGAGCCCAGCGCCUUCCGGCUUCAGCCUGCUCCAGGGGCUUCGCGGCGCGGAGGCGCUCGGCAGCGCGUCCGCCGCCGCAUUGUCGGCCUCUGUCGUUGAAUGCCGCCCGUUCUGGUUACAAGUUGCAGACUCAGUCUCUCCCCAGCUUAGACAGAGAUGCAGUUUCUUAGAAAGACCCAGGGUGCAGAAUCAGGGGUAAAACACAGGCAGGAACCUAGGCAGGCGGGUAGAGAGGAGGCCCCUGGUGCCCUUGCAGCACCCCCCACCCGGACGCCCGCCCCCAGCGCCUGGCCCUGCCCGCUCCCACACGGAGCCCCCCGGGCCGCAAGGCCUCCUCCUGCCCUCGGCCCUGGGCGGGCGUCCAGACUUCGUGGUGGAAAGCUCCCCAGCCCGCUGGACAAAGAGACAGCCGUGACUCCACGUGAUGCGCCCAAGAGCUUGGUGGAAACGACACAGCCCUCUCUUACAGGAGGAGAAAUGGCCUGGUUUCUUCCUCGCUUUGAUCGCUGAAGACGCAGUCGGGGCUGCUCGUGGGACAGAGAUGGCACGAGACGCCCACGUGAGAUGCCCUCAUCUCUGCUGCCCGGGCGCGUCUGGAGCGUCCACUCCGGCCGUCCUGACUCUGUCCUGGCUCAGGGUCCAGCGUUUGCACCGUCCUGAGUAAGGGCAGUGGCGGUGCCCGCCUGCAGCAGCAGCGGCGGGAGGGAGCCCAGCCUGAGGACGCGGCCCUUCCUUUCACCGUCUGCUCUGGGCUCUGUUCUCUGCUUUGUUUUCUCACUUUAUGCAGAUAUCUUAAAAUUUCUUCAUCCCCUGCUCCUAUUUUGCCCCUCCCUGUUGCCCCCUUCCCACUGGUAGUCGUUGGUUUGUUCCCCACAGCUGUAGAUCUGCUUCUUUUUAAAAUAAAUAUUCACUAGUUUGUUGGUU
This is a messenger RNA of Cervus elaphus (red deer), 1141 nucleotides long. RefSeq names its product translation initiation factor IF-2-like. The coding region runs from base 374 to 727 and encodes 117 amino acids. The transcript has 3 exons. The record is from RefSeq and is a predicted model, not a curated record. NCBI's taxonomy places the organism in Eukaryota, Metazoa, Chordata, Mammalia, Artiodactyla, Cervidae.